AUCAUGGACAAGGAGGAGUGCCGGAAGAGUUCACUCUGCCGCCGGGAGCUGAUCGAGAUAAUCCGGGAUAGCAAGGUGAAGAACAGUCUUAGGAAACUCCUGGAAAAUUCACCAAAGCAUCGCCACCGGUCGCACACGAUUUCGGCCUGCGUCAACGGAGAUCAAGAGCAGCAGUGCACCAUGAUCAGUGCCGACCAAACGCAUGUGGUUGCCGCCCACAACGAGACUAACCUGUGCGGUUACGAUUCCUAUCUGCACCAGACGAUCUGUGCGGCGGUUGCUUCGGCAAAGCAUGUGACCUUGCAUGGUGAAGGAACAACGCCUCGCAGUCACCAACCGUACCUAGCAAUACCCGAUCUAAUGCCUCAUCAGCUCGGCGACCAAAAAGAACAUCCGGAUGCACCACACGACCGCACUGCCAACGGCAGCCUCCGAGAGGCCGUCACCCACAUCCGGGACAUAUUCGCCUACGACAACAGUCGUUACCAAGACGAGGAAUCUGAUGAUCGUGCGAUGUAG
Culex quinquefasciatus (southern house mosquito) is the source of this 519-nucleotide messenger RNA. Its product is annotated as protein naked cuticle homolog. Lineage: Eukaryota; Metazoa; Arthropoda; Insecta; Diptera; Culicidae. Bases 4 to 519 code for a protein of 171 amino acids. The transcript has 3 exons. The record is from RefSeq and is a predicted model, not a curated record.